CUCCAAAAGACAAUCACAUUUGCUAGAUAUAUACCAUGUACGGUAUCAUGCCUCUUGAAGAGUACGUUGCUAACUAUGACUCCAUCCUUGAAAACAAACCUUUCAAAUACGGCAAUAUGAAAGGGAAAAAACUAGACAAAUCCAAAUUCUUUAACGACUACUCAGACUAUGAAAUAUUGCUCCGAAACGAAGUGCCGCCAAAAUACUUCAAAUAUUUCGAUGACUUUUCAUCGGAUUCCAUGAUAGAUGACAUAGAAAUUGGAAGGUCAAAUAACCUGAACCUCAGUCCUGUAAAAAACCACCAAGAAAAUGGUGUCAAAGACAGUGAACUACUAUCAAAGAAGGAGAGCAAGUUGGAAAGCGACUCCACCACUUUGUUCAGAAAUUUGAAAAAGUCGUUAGUCAACGACGAAAACAGUUUCAGUCUUGAUCUGGGUAACCUGGAUUUGCCAAACUCCAUUAAUAGGAAGAGAAAUUUGCCGGCCAAAUCACUCAAAACAAAUCCAACAAGUAAUCACAAGUUCCAUACAUCCGACACGUCUGAAAUUGAUGGUCUUGAAGACUUUGAUGCGCUUUACGAGAAAACUUUCAAACUAUUGAACAAGAACAGCUUAGUCGAUAAGGAAGGUAAACAAUUGAAUAUGAUGAUCCAGUCCUUAUUGGAAACUCUGAAAACGAUAAAGGACGAAAAUAUCCAAUACAAAGCUAACUCGGAGAAUAUGAAACUGAUUAUAAAAGAUCUAAACAGCCUAAUCAAUUCCUAUAAAACAAAGUUGAGAGACUAUUUUGAGGAAAAUAGAUCGCUAAAAACUAUGAUCAAGGAUGAGAGAAAAACGGCUAGAGAUAUUAAGUCUUCAAACAUUAGUCGGAAUACUUUUGAGAUCGAAAGUGAUGAUCUUCAAUCAAUAGAUAAACAAAUAUAUUUGUUACAAGUAAAAAGGCAAAGGCUGAUUGAAAGAAAAAAAAUGAUUAGAGAGACUAAGGAAGUUAGUUUGGAUGAUUUAUCUGAAGAUAUUGUUCAGAAACUCCUAAAACAGUUGCAAGAGCAUAGUGGUCAUACGGAUGAGAGCAUGAAUUCAUCUGAUACCGGCAAUGGCAACCAUAACGACUGUCCAUUUUGCAAAAAAGAAUCAAAACAAUCUGAUAAUUUAUUGACGAAAUUACUUUCAACUUCCCACACGAGCUCACUAGAUCAGGAUGAGGUCAUAGAUCUAUUGGCAUCUCGUAUAAAAUUUAAGCUGGACACCAGCAAUGAUGGCAAAAAGCUUCCAGACAUAUGGUAGCUACAUAGUGAAUUAAUGUCUUAUUUAGACUGGUAUGACGUAUCAUUUGUGUAAAUUAUAGUUCUUAAAAAACUUAAGCUAGUUUCUAACUUACAUAUGAUCAUUAUCUAUUUUUUCCCCUUCUUUUUGUUCUUCUUCUUCUUCUGGAUAGGCUCCGGGGUAGUUUCUGCUUCUACCUUUAUUUUUUCGUUAGAUGGAACACAUUCGCUAACCUCUUUUAUGACUAAAUCUUUAUCUGUAUUUGACAACAAUAAACUCAAUCCAUCAACA
Molecule: messenger RNA, 1553 nt
Organism: Pichia membranifaciens NRRL Y-2026
Lineage: Eukaryota; Fungi; Ascomycota; Pichiomycetes; Pichiales; Pichiaceae
Exons: 1
Coding region: 36-1283 (415 amino acids)
Source: RefSeq, a predicted model, not a curated record